Messenger RNA from Ectocarpus sp. CCAP 1310/34, 2977 nucleotides. The record is from the annotation of a GenBank genome assembly. NCBI's taxonomy places the organism in Eukaryota, Phaeophyceae, Ectocarpales, Ectocarpaceae.
AGAGGGAGCCGGGAUUUUUCGGGGCUUGCUCCUUUCACGGUUCCGGGGAAAAACGCCCCGCUUUUUCCGGGCAGCCGAAGCAGACACCGGUCACGCGUGCUGCCUUCAUCACACCACACCUAGACAGCGCCAACAACACCCCAGAGUGCUUCCCACGGCAAGUCGACCACCAUGGCUGGGCGCGGGAAGCGCCAGGAUCCCAAGGACCCCGCAGCGCAACGCAGGGAAAGCGCCGUCGAGGAGCUGUCGACGAGGAGAAUGUAUCCCAGGAAGACAAGAGAUUCAUUAACGGUCCUGGGUCUUCUGAGGGCCGUCGUAGUGGCGGCGGGCGUCGUGGCAGCAGGAGAAGCUCAUCGUGCCCACUGCCCUCAGGAACGGCAGCCCAUCUACGAGCCCAAGCGACUUCCGUAGGCCCAACACGAGGCGGACCUCGAUCAAUGGCACGGCUGACGGGUCGUACCGCAUUGAGAAAGGCAGUUUCCACUAGCUCUUGGAGCUACUCCGCCCUUCCCUGAAAAUCAACGCCUACUUCGGCGGUGAGUGUUGAUGUGUAGAGCAGCGCUCACGGCACGUAUGCGUAAGGCUCCCUCUGGUGUUCAUAUAUGUAGAUCCGGGGACGAGCAACUCAAAACCAAGGGAGAAACGAUAUUAUUACAGCUGUAGAAUACUUUACUGCUGUAGUCUAUGUUCCUGCUGUCUCUUUCAAAAAUAAAAACUCGCUCGUCGAAGUAGCAGCACCAUGCAGGAACAUACAGCAGUGCCGCAGCAUAUCUACAGCAGAACUGCUGUAGUACGCAUAUUGUACAGCAGCAGUCAUUGUACUAAGUAUGAGAACAACGCUGAGGUGAUAAAAACAGAGCCGUCUCAGGACCGUAGUCGGGAGGUGGACUGGGCCGGCAAUCUGACGAGUUUGUCGAGAACAUGCUUCCCCCGUCAUAGGUUGCUAAUUAGGUGCUGGCGAUUGCAAACAUGCCCCCUCUGACACUCGUGUGACCGGCAAAAAUUAUCUGUGCGUCGCUCGGAAACCCCACAGCACCGCGAUCGCCACGCAACGGCGCCAUAGCUGUGGAAGUUCGCGUUGCCGUGGCGUUGAGGAUUCUGGCUGGCGCCAGUUUCUGGGAUAUCACCCUCAUGUUUGGCUUGGCGGUGCCGGUCACGUACCAGAUCUUGUGGGAUGUUGGGUAAACCGGGUAGGCCGAAGCUUGAAGCCCCCCUGCUCGUAUGCAUCGUAAUGAUGAUACGGCAAGUUAAUAUUAUUCCAUUUACGACCCAUAACGUGGAUCCUACUCCUCCAUGACAAACAAAUAACCAAGGACUCGAUUAUGCAAACGUUCCUGAACCCACACCGUCUGGUCUCAUCGCCUUCAUUCCUUCUCUGCAAAACGCUCUUGUUCUGGUCCAUCCUUUCUCAGCACUUCGCCGCAACGACACCCGCAAAGUACUUAUGUCCUCCGCACAUCUCAAAGCAUUAAACAAUCCAUUGAACCAAACCUAUAGUCUAUGUGGAACUCCUCUUCAUUUACUUUCCAAACACGGAUCAACUCGUAGAGAAUCGCCUUCUUCGUUCUGGGUCUGAUUACAUCCAUCCGACUACGAAUCCUACCAAGACAAAACAAACUUUCACAUAGAACAAGCGUACGCGUUUCAUGCCCAAUUCGCAGGUAAAAUGCUUCUAGGCAUGGUAUGAAUCCACUAUACGCACUUUUCCGACCAAACAACACACAUCCCCAAACAUUCGUUCAGCGUUGAGAUCAUUUGAGCAGAAAAUACGCGAGUAUUUUUCCUACUGUAUUGUUUCUCUCUAGAAACUUCGCACCAGCUACCGCGAAUUCCUUCCCAAAGAACAACGUGCCCCCCUGCUCUGGGAGAUUCGCCCCCCUGAUUUUAGAAGGGGUCGGAGAUCUGAACCACAGCCCAAAACAACAACAUUCAAUAUUCGUCCAGUCGAAACCCAAGAAAAACAAUCCUGCUGCAAAUAAAUCCCGACGAAACACCAAAACCAAAUCAAAUCCAAUGCCGAAACAACGUUCGCCAAUCCGAAUGACAGAAACCAAUCCAAUACCAAGGCCAAAAUCCAAUCCAUCGCAUCAAAACAAAACAUUCGAAAAUCCUCCAAUUCCAUACCAAAACAGGAACACUCGAAACCCCUACAUUUGCCGGCGCAUCAACCUCCAGCGCUUAUCCCAUUGCCAGAGCCAUUGUUUCUAUCCCCCCCAGCGGAUAUUUCGCACGCCUUCGUCGCGGUCGCCUUUCGCCUUUCAUCUUGUCCGGCUGGCCGCGACUCGAGCUUGGAUGAUUGCGUCCGCCUGGAGUGGGGGAAUAACAGUUGUCGCUCCUGGAGGAUUGACUCGGCGGUGGUGCAGGGCAGGUCGCGCGUUUGGAGGGGAAGAUGGCGGCAGAUGAGUUCCGAACAAACCAGCACUACUGAGGAGAAUCACAUACUACCAACAUACAUUCCCCCCGGUUCUGCGCAAUAGUGACUGCAGCAGAAAAAGCAACAAAUGAAUUCACACUUUCAAGUCGUCGGACCCUACUUGUGGAAUAGUUUGUCUGAAAUUACCGAUCACUGCGACAUUGCCACUCUAUAAAUAGCUGAAUAUCAUCCUGAAACGGAGGCUGAUCGUCCUCGAUCACAAAAUAAUAUUACAGCCGCUGCUCCUUCCUGCUCUGACCAUAGGGUAAUCAAUCCUGAGUCAAAACCUUAACAAGUUGGAACCGCAACCUCACAACAAAUAGCAACCUUAAGACAAUGUAUAACAAUAUUCGGAAACCAGCAUUUAUUUCGUCAACAUUGUGGAUUUUUAGUCUGCAAUACGGUGGAGGUACCAAUCAAUGUUGCACGUCGCUGAGACUUCACACGUCUCUGGUACUAGCUGACACAACCAAGACAUGGAAAGUUUUUGAUCAGGUUAAAGCUGCUACCCAAAGAGAGUCCAGAUAAAACGUUGAUCACGCAUUUUUGAUCAGGCUAAACCUG